AUGCCGCGACUCUUCCCGAAGCUUACAGCCUCUAGGCUGCAAGCGGCGACAUAUCUGUGCGGCAUUGCGCUGUUCUCGAUCUCGUUCCUGGUCUUUCUCAACAGCAGCAUUUCAUUCGUGGUGACGGAAGUAAUAGGACAGAAGAAGAACGUGGGAGAUGCAGUGGGGACACUGGGCUUCGCUGAUGAGCUGCUGGCACUCGUGGCCUGUCCAUUAUGGGGAAUGCUCUCAGAUCGCAUUGGAGUAAGAGCGGUGGCGGUCAUCGGAUACUGCAUUGUGGCGUUCAGUCUCGCUUGCCUGGUUCAGAGCACUAAUGUAUACCCUGAGUUACUUGUGGGAAGACUGCUGUUCAGUCUGGGGGGAGCAGCGUGCUCGACGAUGGUCACUGCGGUGCUUCCGUCGAUGGUGGCUGAAAGGGAGCAAGACAAGGACAAAGCAGAUGAGGAACAGGCUGCGCCUAAUGGACAAGUGGCAAGAAUAAGGGAAGAAGAACGGGUGGGAAGAAGUGGUAGUAUAGGUCACGCGACAUCUCCCAGCGUUGCGUCUGAGCUCACCAUCACCCCGGCGAGCUAUGCUUCAGAAUACCAGCGGGCACGGACCUUACAGCCAAAAGGCUCCGAGGAGCAUGAAGAGGUGGAAGAAGAUGACUUGGAUAAGACUGCGGGAACAUCGCAACUGGCUGGCUUGGUGGGCUUCUUCACGGGAGCUGGUGCUCUUGUCGCGCUGGCAAUCUUUCUACCAAUCCCAGCAUACCUCCAAGAUGAUGGAUACGGUCAAGCGCAGAGCGUACAGAUCAGCUUUUAUAUCGUUGCGGUCAUCGCUCUGCUUGUCGGCAUCUUCAUCUUCUUCGGCCUUCGCAACCUACCUGGUGAGGAGAACAAGAGUUUCGGCGCUCUAUUACGUCCACCAUACGACGAGAACACGACUAUAGGACCUGAUGGACAUCCACACACGACUCUAUCGCCAGCACCAUCCUAUUUCAUCCUUGCCAAAGAGUCCCUCAAACUGGGAUUCAGCGACCCCGCUAUUGGUCUGGGAUACCUGGGCGGCUUUGUCGCACGUGCAUCCUCCGUAGGCAUCAGCCUGUUUAUACCGCUCUUCGUCAACGCAUACUUUGUCCGCACCGGCCUUUGCACGUCAAACCCAGAUAACUUGACAGACAUCAAAAAGCAGUGCGAGCGGGCGUACAAACUGGCGGCUGCCCUGACCGGUAUCGGAGAGCUAGCUGCCUUGCUCUGCGCACCUCUGUUCGGAUGGCUUGGAGGUCGUGCUGCUAGAGGGAAAUCAGAAUGGCCACUGCUUGUCGCAUCCCUCGUUGGCGUGGCAGGCUACGUGAGCUUCGGCCUGCUCAAGAACCCAGAUGCUUUCCACGGCGACGGGGGCCAAUGGGCGUUCCUCUCAGUGAUCCUCAUCGGCAUCAGCCAAAUCGGUGCCAUAGUCUGCUCGCUAGGCCUUCUCGGCCGCGGCGUGAACCAAAAUACCAAAACCCCAGAGCCCACCUCCAACGGCCGACCCGGCACAGCAGCCACCCUCCGCCAAGACGAAAUCGGCCCCGCCGAAGGAGACGAAACCGCGGCCCUCCUACCGAACGCACGCUCCAAACCCGAGAGCAGCGCCAUAGACCGCUCACGUCUGAAAGGCAGUAUUGCGGGUAUGUACAGCUUAGCAGGUGGAGCUGGUAUUCUGCUUUUGACGAAGCUGGGUGGCGCGCUAUUUGAUUCUUGGACGGAGGGUGCGCCAUUCUACUUGAUGGCGAUCUUCAAUGGGUUGCUCGUCGUGGCGAUUGUCAUUGUAGGAGGUGGAACGGCGAUUUGGAGGAAGCGGAAGGUGGAAAGUCCGAGUGUUGGUACUAGUUGA
Messenger RNA from Zasmidium cellare ATCC 36951, 1857 nucleotides. RefSeq lists its product as uncharacterized. The coding region runs from base 1 to 1857 and encodes 618 amino acids. The record is from RefSeq and is a predicted model, not a curated record. Gene Ontology annotation, molecular function: transmembrane transporter activity. Gene Ontology annotation, biological process: transmembrane transport. NCBI's taxonomy places the organism in Eukaryota, Fungi, Ascomycota, Dothideomycetes, Mycosphaerellales, Mycosphaerellaceae. The transcript has a single exon.